Messenger RNA from Hymenoscyphus albidus, 3046 nucleotides. The record is from the annotation of a GenBank genome assembly. NCBI's taxonomy places the organism in Eukaryota, Fungi, Ascomycota, Leotiomycetes, Helotiales, Helotiaceae.
CAUGUGGAGGGUGUGAAUGAGGGUGUUGGGGAGAAGAGUAAGAGUGUGAAGAAGGGGAGGAGGAAGAGGGCUGUUGAGGUUAUUAGUGCGGAUGAGGAGGGGGAGAAGAAGGCGAGGGGACGGCCUAGGGUUGAUACGAAGGAUGAGACGGCUGCUGAUGUAUGUGUUGCGCAUUUCAAGUCUUUUUCUGACGAUGAUGAUGGGCAGCGGUUGAGCUGGGUGACGUGUUUAAUGUUUGAAAGCUGACUUUUGUGAUGACAGAGGAGACGGACUCAGAUCCGGAUGGCGCAGAGAGCUUACAGACACCGGAAAGAGACGACUAUUUCUUCUCUGGAGAAGAAGGUACAGGAACUGAGAGGUACGAAUGAGGAAAUGAGUAAUAUCUUUAUUUCCCUCUAUGAUUUCGCGGUGGGGAGAUCACUCCUUCAACGAGAACCUGAGUUUGGACAGCAUUUGCAAUCGGCCACGGAAAGAUUCCUCGCUUUAGCGAAACAAAGCGCAGAAGAUUUGAAUGGAGAAGAUGGAAGUGAGGAACCUGAAAGACAUGAUUCUAUCCCGGAAGACCUGGAACCGCCUGAAAAGAAAGGAAGACGUUCUCCACCGAAACCUCGUCAAGAACCAGAGCUGCCGCCGCCUCUUACCGAAACUCCUCCCUGGGGCGGUUAUACAAUCGAUCACUCAAAUAGUCCAAUUCAAGAACCUCAACAAAACUUUCAGCCGCAAAUCUAUCCCGAGAUAAAUCAUCAACGGGAUUUGCAGGUGAUCACUCGUCCUACCGAGGAUAAUGCGAGCUUUCCUUUUGAUUUUAUGGAUUUGCAACAGCCCAUGCAGCAAUAUCGAGUUGAGGUACCACAAGUUGAUGACUUUUCGCAGUUUUUCCUUCCACAGUCGCAGCUUCCUUUGCCAAAGACAAAUGCAUACCAGGAGAUUUCUUUCGCUAGACGACUUACCAGAACAGCUUUGGAAGGAGCAUUAAGACUUGCUAUGCAAGAAAAUCCAAAUCCCACCACAUGGAAACGAGCAUUUGGGUUCUCUAAUCGAUAUGAGAAGAAAGAAGCCAUCAAAGCUCGACUUAUGAGAAGGCUGGCAGCAACAAGAAAUGAUACCCUUCAACACUGGCAGGCACCCUUUACUCAUGUAGGGGGUGCAGGGACUUUUUAUCCUUGGGAUAACACCAACGAGGACUUUGUACCGAGAUUUCGGACGGGAUAUUCCAUGGGUCCAUUCACGCCUGAGGUCACUCAAGUAGAAGAGGUUCUGGAUGACGACAUGCAUUGCAAGCUGCCCGGCCUAGAGGGAGAAUUCUUCGACGCAAACGACGUGGAAGGAUAUCUCAAGAGUCGAGGUCUUGAUAUCCCCGGUUCAGCUGAGACGGUCACGGCUCAGAUUGAUCUCUCGGUCAUUUCAGAACUGGGCGAAUCAAAUAGCUCAUCGGGGAGUAGUGUAUCGCCGUUGACUCCCGAGAAUGGCGGGGAUGUGGGGAUGCAGAUGUAUAGUCUGGACCCGCAGAAGUUGGAUAGUGAAGCGUAUCCUUUCCCGUUGGCUUCACCGCGGUUCAGCUCUGCGGCUAGGAAUAGGGAGAUGGAUCCGUCGUUUUUCGCGCUUGCUGGGCAGGAAUUUGCCGCUGCGAGGGAGAGUGCGAAGAAGACUAUCACGUUGCAUGUUCAGACUUUGGUGGACCGUAUGUAUCACUCUCAUCUCCCCAAUUCUUCAAAGUCGCUAAUGAAUCUAUAGAAAUGGUUCGUCGAGCAACAUGUUUGGGUAGAACUCCAGGAUUUCGUCUCUCCGAUGUAAACGCUGCGAUUGUUGCUGCCGUCACUGCUGGUAGUUAGUGUUGAAGCUAGAUACCAAGAUUAUAGACUACCACGAUGGUCAUUUCGGCAGAUUAUCUUUCCAUGAUGAAGUGAAUUACAUUAAUGUCCUUCACGAUGUCUUCACGACUAAAGUAGUGCGUUUGUACCGACGCACCUUUAAAGCGCUGGUGGGUGAAGGAUAUACCGAAUCUGCUUUCCUCGCUUGUUCUCCCGAGAUCUAUAUUCUAUUCACCUUUUUACUUGGAAGCUGGAUUUCAUACGCUGUCAAUUACCCCGAGUCUUAUUCCCUGUUUUUAUAUUAUAACUGUAUUCUCAAUCUUUCUUUCUAGCCUUCAAAGAACUCCCCACCAUCCGACUGGUUCCCAACGGGAUCCCACAAUGGCCCAAAUCCAAACCCAAUCCACGACUACCCACCUACACUUCCCUCACGACCCCAACACAGAGCUCCUCCACCUCUCCACCAAAGCCCGGAAAUACGUGCACCUCAUCUGCACCACAGAUUUCAAAGCGCACCUCCCAUCCCCCUCGUCACCCCUCAAUUCUAAAUCCAACACCAAACACAAACACAAACACAAACACAACCCCAAACGCGUCUCCUUCUCCUCCUCCCACACCACCCACUCCUGGCCCAAAAACGUCUCAAUCCUACGUGGUUUAUAUGGAAAUACCCAAAACACACGCGCAACCGACCUCCCCCCCUCCGCCUCUAAAGCCUCACCCACCUCCUCAAUCCUAAAAAAAGAGAAGGAAACAGAUAUCGAAGUAGAACCCGAACCAGAACACCCCAUCCCCUCACGGCGCCACUCCUUCCCCCUCGCCCGUCCCAAACUCGGGGUCUUUCAUAAACUCUCCGAGCUAGUAUCAAGAAGUAAACGACGCCUUUCCCAAACAUUUGUUGGGAGGUUAAGAGAAGAGGAAGAGGUAGAUACUGGGGAAGGGGACUACAAUCCUAAUAAUGAUAAUAAUCAUGACCUCGCCAUCUUCGAUUUCGGCGAUGCACUCACCCCCCUCCCCUUCCCCACGAACCCCCAUGGGCCCCCGUUACGACGGUAUUCCAGUCCGGAAAUCGAUCUGAUUUGUCCGUUUGAACACCCUGCGGAUAGGAAUACUCGGUUCGAAACACCGACCCAAAACCAUCUCUCUUCUUCGCCCUCUCAUGAGAAGAGAAAGUUCGCAGUGCCGAAAGGGAGUGGUGAGCUUGUGAGGGCGGUGACGGAGAAGGUACGAAGGCU